Messenger RNA from Wyeomyia smithii (pitcher-plant mosquito), 1252 nucleotides. It is a transcript of the gene eIF3h, whose product is annotated as eukaryotic translation initiation factor 3 subunit H. The record is from RefSeq and is a predicted model, not a curated record. NCBI's taxonomy places the organism in Eukaryota, Metazoa, Arthropoda, Insecta, Diptera, Culicidae. The transcript is spliced from 3 exons. Gene Ontology annotation, molecular function: metallopeptidase activity; translation initiation factor activity; protein binding. Gene Ontology annotation, cellular component: eukaryotic 43S preinitiation complex; cytoplasm; eukaryotic translation initiation factor 3 complex. The coding region runs from base 54 to 1064 and encodes 336 amino acids.
CUGCUCGUUAAAGUGAAGCUGUCAUCCGUACGUCUCUUUUGUGUUGUUGAAAAAUGGCGAAUCGUGUUGCAAGUCGUCGUCCGGCUCAAGAAGUCGAUAAAACCAUUGCUUACGUGCAAUGCGAUGGCUUGGCUGCUAUGAAAAUGGUUAAGCAUUGCCAUGAGGAAUCCUCGAGCAAUAUGGAAGUAGCACAGGGUGCUCUGCUCGGUUUAGUGGUCGAUGACCGGCUGGAAAUCACCAACUGCUUUCCAUUUCCGAAGUCGUCGGAUGAAACGAUCGACGAGGAAGAGUAUCAGCUGAACAUGAUGCGUCGAUUGCGUCUGGUGAAUGUGGACCAUUUCCACGUAGGCUGGUACCAGAGUGCGGACGUGGGCAACUUUCUGUCGCUGCCUCUGCUGGAAUCUCAGUACCACUAUCAAACCAGUAUCGAAGAGUCGGUGGUUGUCAUCUAUGACACACAGAAGUCUAAGCGAGGUUUUCUGACUCUGAAGGCGUAUCGUCUGACUCCGCAGGCUAUUGCCAUGUACAAAGAGGGAGAGUUUACCCCGGAAGCGCUGCGAAAUCUUAAGGUCGGCUACGAAAAUUUGUUCUUGGAGGUACCGAUUGUAAUUAAGAAUUCGGCUCUAUGUAACAUCAUGAUGUCCGAAUUGGCGGAGAUGGUUCCGGAAGAAGAGGGUACUCAUUUCUUAGAUUUAGGUACAGCUUCCGUUCUGGAGAAUCACUUGCGCUGUCUGAUGGAUCGGGUUGAUGAAUUGAAUCAAGAAGCUAAUAAGUUCAAUAAGUACCAGCAAUCCGUUAUUCGACAGGAACAGGACAAACACCGCAUGCUGGCCAAACAUGCCCAAGAGAAUGCUGCACGUAUUGCAAAGGGCGAGGCAGCGAUUCCAGAUGACGAGGUUAAUAAGCUGUUCCGUCCGUUGCCUGUACCACCGAGGUUGAACCCGAUGAUCGUGUCCGGUCAGAUUAAUACCUACGCUCAGCACAUUUCGCAAUUCUGUUCGCAAUCACUGGCUAAGUUGUACAUGACACAGGCUUUGCAAGGCGCCAAGGACAACAAGCAGUAGGUGUGUGAUUCUUACAUUUCCAUUUAAACGCGUAUUAGAAGCAAGCGACACAGAAGAGUUGGAGAAGAUUCCCUUAAAAGUCGAAAGAUAAUUAUUGAUAGUUGCCGAUAAAUAAAAUCUGAAGAGCUGCUCGUUUUGGGACAGCAUCGAGCGGUAACUACUGGGACUGGUAUCCAAGAAAGAACAAA